Molecule: messenger RNA, 3453 nt
Organism: Seriola dumerili (greater amberjack)
Lineage: Eukaryota; Metazoa; Chordata; Actinopteri; Carangiformes; Carangidae
Product: STEAP3 metalloreductase
Exons: 7
Coding region: 122-1597 (491 amino acids)
Biological process (GO): copper ion import
Cellular component (GO): plasma membrane; endosome
Molecular function (GO): ferric-chelate reductase (NADPH) activity; cupric reductase (NADH) activity
Source: RefSeq, a predicted model, not a curated record
GUCAUCUUAUCAGGAAGAAGCGCACCAGUUCACAGAGAGUGGAGAAGCGCGGUCCAAUUCUGGAUGAAAUAGCUUCUACCAUCUAGAUCUAACACAUCAGUUUCUUUUUGUCAGUGCCGUUAUGCCUGAUGAGAUGUCGAGACCUUUAAUCCGAGGCGGAGGCGAAGGAGGACGCUCCAGACGUCUUGAAGCCUCCGUGUCUGAGCCCGGCGCUCCAGUGAUUGGCAUUGUGGGUACGGGCGACUUCUCUCGCUCACUGGCCAGAAGGCUGGUGGCCUCUGGCUACCAAGUGGUGGUGGGAAGUCGAACCCCCAAACGCUCUGUGGCUCUGUUCCCUGAAGAGGCUGAGGUGACCUCCCAGAUGGAGGCAGCCAGUCAAGCGGACCUGGUCUUUGUAGCUGUGUUCCCCGAGCACCACUCCACGCUGGUUCAAUUAAAACCAGCACUGGCUGGGAAGACACUGGUGGACGUCAGCAACAGUUUGCAGAUCAACCGAGACGGGCCUUCAAAUGCCGAACAGCUGGCCGAUCUGUUUCCGGAGAGUUUUGUCGUCAAAGGGUUUAACACCUUAUCGGCCUGGACGCUCCAGAUGGGCCCUCGGGAUGGGAGCAGGCAGGUUUUCCUGUGCAGUGACAAUCACAAGGCCAAGAGCUCAGUGAUGCAGCUGUGUCGCAGAAUGGGCUUCAUCCCUGUCGACAUGGGCCUCCUCUCUUCUUCUCUGGAGAUCGAAAACCUCCCCCUCUAUCUUUUUCCCUCCUGGCGCAUUCCCAUCAUCUGCACCCUGGCCCUGUUUAUCUUCUUCUACCUGUACAACUUCACCCGUGACGUCCUGCAGCCCUUCGUCACGGCAAGGAAGAGUGUUUUCUACAAAAUGCCCAUUGAGACUGUCAAUGUCACUCUUCCCUCCGUGGCCUUGGUGAUGUUGGCGCUGGUCUACGUGCCUGGUUUGUGCGCCGCUUUCCUCCAGCUGUGGUGGGGCACCAAGUACAAUCGAUUCCCCGACUGGCUGGACCGGUGGCUAACCAGGAGGAAGCAGUUAGGGCUGUGCAGCUUCCUGUGUGCAGUCCUGCAUGCCAUCUACAGCCUGUGUCUUCCCAUGAGGAAGUCUGCUCGCUACAAACUUCUCAACGCUGCUUUUAAACAGGUGAAGGACAAUGCGGAGAACUCGUGGGUUGACGAGGAGGUGUGGAGGAUGGAGCUGUACCUCUCUGUGGGCAUCAUGGCCCUCGGGCUGCUCUCUCUGCUGGCUGUCACCUCGCUGCCCUCAGUGGCCAACACCGUCAACUGGAGGGAGUUCAGCUUCAUACAGUCCACGCUAGGUUACUGCGCCUUGUCCGUGGCCACCCUCCACACACUCCUCUUUGGUUGGGGCCGUGCCUUCGACUCGGCCCAGUACCGCUUCUGCCUGCCCCCCACCUUCGUACUGGUCCUGAUUCUUCCGCUGACGGUUCUGCUGGGCCGCCUGCUUCUCUUCGUGCCCUGCAUGGCCGGGCGUCUCCGGCAGAUCCGCCGCGGCUGGGAGAGGAGCCGACACAUCCGCUUCACCCUGCCGAACGACGACUGCCACAACGGGCUGGAGGAUGUCAGUAAUGUGUGAAAAAAAACACCUCUUUAGAUGUGUGAAUGAAGAUCCAGACAAAAAAGGUGUCAACGUAGAGCUCUUUGUGUGUGCACACUCACGAAUAUCGCGCUCAGCAACACUCGCACAGAAGAUGAAAGAUUUAUACAUCGUUGGAAUGUAGUGAAGGCUUCUUUCUAUGGCCUGUUGAAAGUGUUAUAUAAUUAGCUGGUAGUUCCUUAGAGAUAUCUGACCAGGAGAGUGGUCAGCCUUUUGCACUAUGCAUUCAAAUAAUCAGUAUUUAGUUCCUCUUUGUACUUUAUACUUUAAUUUAUUGUUUCCUGUUGACAUUCAGUUUGAAAUUUCAACCUGGAACUAAAGAAAAAUUUUAGUUUCUGGUUUAAUUUAUGCAAAACAGUCACUGUUACACGUCUCAUGAACCUGCUGAACACGAAGCAGUACAACUGAAUUUUACACUAGUUCAUAACUCGAGUCCUUGGAGUAAGGUUUCUUCAGUCUGAUCAUCAGAAAUGGACUUGGCCUUUUUCUUCUUUCCAGUUUAAAGGUUUUGAUACUUUUUUUUCUGUUCUGUACAGAGUUUUGUAAAAAGAGCCUUCAACACAGCCGAUCAUCUUGUUCUGUCCACUUACAAAAAUGAAACUUCAUUUUGUUGUGAGGUUUUUCACUGAUUAGAUGUCAGUGGUGGUUUUAUUCUCAAACUAUGAAAUUUCAUUAUGCUGUCAUAUUCGUUUAUAGUGUUGUGGGCUGUAUGAAAACGAUUAUGGUGGGGAGGGUGGGGGCUAACUCUUAUGUUCCACUAUUUUAAAAAGCAUGACCUUCCCCGGCAUUAUGAAUAUUUUCUCUGGACCCUGUAAACUUCAGUCCUUUAACCAUUAAACGAGUACUUCAUACUCAAAAACUAAUAAAAUAAAAAUGGGUGAAAUGGUUUCCCUUAAAGAACUAAGAUGACAGUUUAAACAUGAAAUAAAUUAACAUUCAUUUUCACAAUAUGCGUCACCAACACAUACUGUGUUAGAAGCUUUUGCUUUACCUCACUCUUGGUUUUAUACAAUAUAUGUAUAAACAAAGUGUCUUGUCUGUCGAGGCUCAUGGGAAAAGGAAACACGAUAACGUCAUGUCUUUUUUUUCUCAAAGCCCUCACACAGAAACGUGACUGUUGUCCUUUGCAUAUUGCAAAACACACCUUUUUAUCUUUUUAUGAGCCGUGUCUCACAGGAAAAUCUUCUUCUUUUUUAAUGUUAAAUAUUUUCAUGUAAUUUCUUUGAUAAGAAAUCUCACAUGGGGGAAAAGUUGAAUGAAAAUAGAAAUACAGAGGAAGAAGAAAAAAGAAGCCUCUCACAAAAGUCAUAUGACAAUAGUUGCCCCCAUUUUCUGACCACUCACCCCCACUAAUAAUUUUCAUACAGUCCCUUACUCAGGUGUUGUUCAUAUCUGAAGCAGUUGGCUGCUGGGGGUCGUUUUACAUUGUACAACAACAUUGAACAAAUCUACAUUUGUUUUUGUUUUUUCCUUUUUACUUGUUAUUGAUGAUUUUUUUUUUUUUUAGUGUUGUACUAAUCUGACGUCCUGGUAAUCUCCCAUCAGUGCAUCAUAUUUAGCUCAGUGAGCUGUUGCAGAACUUUAUUGUUUUAACAACGGGAAGAAAACACACAGUUUGCUGCUGUUUUGUGAUUUCAGCAGUUUCUUUCAUGGUUUAUGUGAGUUUGUAUUUUCUCAGUCUUGUGUUCUUGCCAAAGAUUGAUCCUGUUACCUGAUGAAUAUGUUUUCUGAAUCUAAAUUAACAUUUCUUAGUAGUGUACUGAAAUUUAAGAUAGUGUCUAUUAUCAUAAAGAUACGAAUGUAAAGAUUUCAAAUGGAAAUUUCAAGAACAUAGA